GGUGAGUGCACCCGGGCCGGCUGAGAGCCAGAGUGGGCGCCGGGCGGAGACGCGGCGCUCUCGGACCCCGGACGCCCGACCCGCCGCCGCUAUGUACGACCCCGAGCGCGGCUGGAGCCUGUCCUUCGCCGGCUGCGGCUUCCUGGGCAUCUACCACAUCGGGGUGACCCGCUGCCUGAGCGAGCGCGCCCCGCACCUCCUGCGCGACGCGCGCAGGUUCUUCGGGGCCUCGGCCGGGGCGCUGCACUGCGCCUUCUUACUCUCUGGGGUCCCGCUGGAGCAGACAUUGCAGGCCCUCGUGGACCUUGUCCGGAGCGCCAGGAGUCGGAACAUUGGCGUCCUCCACCCGACCUUCAGUUUGAACAAGCACGUCCGAGAUGGUCUCCAGAGACACCUCCCAGACAACGUCCACCAGCUCAUCUCGGGCAAAAUCGUCAUCUCGCUCACCAGAGUGGCCGAUGGAGAAAAUGUGCUGGUGUCUGAUUUUCGGUCCAAAGACGAAGUCGUGGACGCCUUGUCUUGUUCCUCCUUCGUGCCUUUCGUCAGUGGCUUGAUCCCCCCCUCCUUCAGAGGCGUGCGGUACGUAGAUGGAGCAGUGAGUGACAUCAUACCCUUCUUUGAUACCAAAACGACCAUCACUGUUUCCCCCUUCUAUGGGGAGAGUGACAUCUGCCCCAAAGUCAAGUCCACGAACUUUCUUCACGUGGACUUCACCAAGCUCAGUGUGCGCCUCUGCUCCGAGAACCUCUACCUAUUAACCCGGGUGCUAUUCCCUGCGGAUCUCAAGGUGCUUGGAGAGCUAUGCUUUCAAGGAUAUUUAGACACGGUCAGGUUCUUGGAAGAGAAUGGCAUCUGUGACAGGCCGCCUCUGUGCCUGAGUGCAUCCCCAGCAGAGUCGGAAGUCCUUGAGGCCCCCUGGGAGCACGGGAGCCUGCAGUCUUCCCCGAGCAUGGCCGCCGGGGAGGCGAGGCCUGAGGAAGCCACACUGCUGGAUCACCCACACCUCAGCAUCCUGCCCUGGGACGACAGCACCCUGGAGACCCUGUCGCCCAGGCUCACCAUAGCCCUGAGGGAAGCAAUUGGAAACCAAGAUGGGUACAUAAGCAAGAUGUGCAACUUCUUACCAAUUAAGGUCAUGUCCUACCUGGUGCUGCCCUGCACGCUGCCCGUGGAGUCCGCGAUUGCUAUGGUCCAGAGACUGGUGAUGUGGCUUCCAGACAUGCCCAGCGACAUCCAGUGGCUGUGGUGGACGACCUCCCGGAUUUGUUCUCGAGUGAUGACGCGUUUGCUCCCUGUGGAGCCCUACAUCAAGGACACAGGACAAAAACUCCUGAAUUAACCAAGCCCGCAUAGCAACUGUUGCCAUGGGCUCUCCUAAUCUAAACCGCACAGCCCCACGACUCCACAGUAGGUAAAGUAUUCACCAUGUAGCAACCUCGAAGCACCCUGACCAAUCGCCUGAUGCCAUGCUGCCAGCAGGAGUUUUCUUUGUCUUGAGGCUAUAAAAGUUGGCCACUAGCCCACAGAGGGGGUCGGCUGUCCGUGCUCUGUCAGGAAGUGGGCCCGCUGUAUCUGCAGCGCCCCUCGCUAACUCUGCACUUUGUUCUCAGUAAACUCACUCCUUUCUAAGAUACUUCGUGUCUGGAAA
This is a messenger RNA of Delphinapterus leucas (beluga whale), 1648 nucleotides long. The record is from RefSeq and is a predicted model, not a curated record. Lineage: Eukaryota; Metazoa; Chordata; Mammalia; Artiodactyla; Monodontidae.